Messenger RNA from Zea mays, 1608 nucleotides. RefSeq lists its product as uncharacterized. The transcript has a single exon. The record is from RefSeq and is marked predicted. NCBI's taxonomy places the organism in Eukaryota, Viridiplantae, Streptophyta, Magnoliopsida, Poales, Poaceae. The coding region runs from base 150 to 800 and encodes 216 amino acids.
CGCACUUCUCUCUCUCUCCCUCAAAUUCCCUGCGUGCGGUACUCCUCCAGCUCGCCGAGCGGCUCCUCCCACGGCGUCGUUCUGCGUCCUUGGUUCUCCUCGUCGGCGUACCUCCCUGAGCGCUCCCUCCUCCCUUGUUUCCCUGGCGCAUGGACUUCUCUUUACCCCAGUUCCUUGCCAUGGCGCACCCGAAGCUUCCUUCUGCUUCCUACCCGGCGUCCAGCCCAGCUGAAGCUCCCCUGCCGCGCCUGGCUUGCCGCGAUGCUCCUUGGCGCUCUCCUGUCUGCUCGCGACGCACGCCCAGCGCCUCGUCAAGCUUCUCCAUGUCGGCGUCCCUGCUUCCGUACUGGCCGGCGAGUGGUCUCGAGCUCUCAUGGCGCUCGGACUUCUGCUCGGGUUCAGGCUCACUGCGCGUGAGCCUCUGCGCGCCCUGUCUCUCUCCCUUCGCGUGCGCUGCUCCCUGUUGGCCUGCGCAGUUUCUCGGUUGCCACGCCGGAUUUCUUCCUCGGUGCCCAGCUCGGAUUUUCCUAUCCCUCCAUGGCCGGUCGAUCCUACCCAUUUCCCUGGCCCCGCGCGAUCCUCUGCCCCCUGCGCGCAGCCGGUUUCUCUGUUCGCCGUGGAGCCCUGCGGGCCCAGCCGUUGAAGCUUCCAGCCCAGCCGUGCUCGGCUUCCCUGCUCCAGCUCGAUCCUCCCAUGGCGAGCUCACGGGGAUGCCCCUUCCCCUACCGGCGUUUAGCCCCAACUGGAUCUCCCUGCGCGCGCUGCUGCUUUGCUGCUCGGCGCUCUCCGCUCGGAUUUAGCCCAGCCGCUCCCUGCUCGGUUCCGUCUGUCGCGUCGUCACCUUGCUGCUCGCCCGUCCGCGUGCCCCUUCGUCCAUGGUCGCCGUCCGCAGUCGAUCCCCUCACGCAGGCCACGAGCUCUCUAUUCGCCGUGGUCGAGCCGUUCUCAGUUGCUCGCCGUCAAAGCUCCGCUGUUGGCUGCGUCUGUAGUCAUUAAACGUGUCUGUUGCCGUGAACUCGCCCCUGGUACCCACUCUGUCUCUGGUCCGCGCUUCCUUCAGCUCGGCCAGGCGGGGCAUCGUUCCGUGCUGCGCUCGCCCAAGUCGCCGCCGUCAAAUCGUCGGAGUCGCUCGACUCGUCAAUCGCAUCUCAGCCGAUUGCCAAUUUUUUAUUCGCCAUGGUACAACACAGCUGUUAGAUCCGAUCUUCAAACCGUCAUGGCAUUUGUCGACCUCUGGUCCUAGCCCGAUCCAUCCGUGCACUCACUCCUUGUCCAUCGGGCUUCACGCGUGCUCGUGUUUGUCGUCGAGCUGUUGAACCCGUCCUCCUUGCUCGUAACUUCAUCGUCGCUAGAAUCCUCACUAGAUUCGUGUCCUCGCCAGCUCGUUCCAUAUUCAAUCUCGUCGUUGUUCCGCGCGUCAGCAAGAAAUCCCAAGAAUCGGGUGAAGACGAAGCUAGCAGCAUGGUAUUCACCAAGUGCGUGAUAGGAAGCUCGAGCCAGGAUUUAUCAGCAUUCGUACGAGAAUUGGGUCGCGUUUGAUGCUGGUGAGCCGAUUUAUAAUUUUUGUAAGUUUAUCUGAUGAUCGGAUUAACUAGAAUUAUUAGUCGU